AAUAAAUGAACUUCAUAAUUAUUUUUGGAUAAAAUUUUAAUAAUAAAAUCUGAAAUUCAAAAAUAAAAUUAAAGUGAUUUGAUCAAAUUAUAAGAUAAAUCAAACAUUGAAAUUCAAAAUGAAUUGGAAAUCAACGAUAUUAUUUUUAGCAAUUCUUUAUUCACAUUCAACAUUUUUAGUAAACAGUGUUCGUAUUCCACCUAGAUUUUCAAGAAAUUCAAAAUCAACAGUAUCGAAUACGACAGAAACAGUUCGAACAACAACUACAGCAACAACAAAUGGUAAUCAAAGUUCAGAUAAUGAAGAAAAAUUAGAUGAAACUUUUAAAAAAAUUAUGAAAACGACAACUGAGUCAAUUAUAGAAACGACAUUGAAUCCAACACAUAAAAUUCAACCAACUGUUUUACCAUAUUCAAAUCGCAGAGCUUAUUCAAAUCCUCACAUUUUACAUAAAAGUUUGAAUAAAGUUAAUCAAACGUCAGCCGUAAAACCUUCACCAAAGAAUAUUGGUUCAACAAAAUUAAAUUCAAAUACUGAUGAUUAUGAUACACUUCAUAUGGGUGUUGCUGUACCACUUACACAAGAAGAUUUAGAACGUGAAAUUGCUAGUAAUAUACCAGCGGCAACAAAUGUUCAUAGUAAAUUAAUUGAAACUUCAACACCAAAGGGAAGUCUUUCAACAUGGAUACUCUUAAAUCAAAAUGAACAGAAUGAUAAACGUAUGACACCAACUCCAAUACCAUUACAUAAAGAGGCAAAAGUUGAAAAAAUACAAAAACCAAAAAUAUCAACAACAAUGAAACCAAAAUAUAAACCAUCUUCAUCAAAUGGAUCUGUAAAGCCAUCACAGAAACCAAAUGCAAAAGUAACUAAAAUACCAUCACUAUUGGAAGAAAAUAAUAAAAAAGUAAAAAUUCCAAAUGAAAAACUUACUGCAGCACCUACUGCAAGACCUACUAAGCAAACAACUGUAAAAACAAUUGGUGAAACUUUAGCAAAGAAGAUAGUUAAAAAAGCAUCGGCAACAAUGGCUCCAACAGUAAAAACACCAAAAACUAAAGCCACAACUACAACCACGACUACAACAGAACCACCAUCGAGUAGUACAGAAUUAAUAGAAACAACACCAGAACCACCGGUUGAAGUUUCAUCCACCACUGUUGAAUCCACAACAUUUUUAAUUAUGGAACCAAAAGAUGCUGAUUUCGAUUUACCAGCUGAUCGAUCGCCUGGAACUACUAAAAAACCUAAAAAAAAUAAAUCUAAAAAGAAUAAAAAUAAAAAUGAACUGUCAAAAAAACCAUCUAAAUUAUCAUCAACUACAAAUAAAGAGAAGCCACUUGCAACAAAAAUUUACAAUUAUUUGGCACGGGAAGUAAUGCCAACAGUUGGAAUGGGACUUGUAGGUUUAACUGUUGCUGCUGGUUUAGCAACAUAUUUCUUAGCGCCAUUUGGUGCUCUUCGUCGUUCUUAUGAAAUCACUGACCGAAAAGAUGAAUUACCACCAUUUCCAAAUGAUGAAUAUGCUCCGAAAGAAGGUGCUACAGAAGAAGAAAAUUAUAGUCAAAUUGUCGCUCCGAAUUCACCUUACAGGAAUAGUAUACGUUAUACUUUACGUCAACCAGGACCUAAUUUAGGACCAAGACCAAUGGGAAAAUUUGUACAAGGUCCAGUUCCACCAGCUCAAUAUAGAAUUCGUAAUGUUGCUCCACCCAAUUAUCCAGCUAUUUCUCAACCACAAUAUAAUGGUUAUGGUCCAAAUCCAUUACAAAGAAGAGAUCAAUAUCCUCAACAGUUCUAUAGAUAUACGAAUGAUCCACAAGAUAUGUACAGACAAAGCACAUAUUUACAAGCAUAUCAAGAACAACAACUUGAAAAAGAGAAACUAUUGCAGGAACAAUUAUUAUUACAGCAGCAACAGCAACCUCAACAGGACAGCGCAGGUGAUCAAUUAGAUAAUAUGCCGGAUGACCAACAUAAUAUGAUGGAUCAGCAUAUAGAACAGACAGUUGGUGAUUCAUAUUUUCCAGAAGGAGAUACACAUUAUUAUGAAAAUCAUCAACCUAGUUACUCAGAUAUUCGACAAUCAUUUAUAGAAAAGAAUGUUCAACCCGGUAUGGUAUUCUCUGAAAAUCCAUACCAAGAUUUACAAUCAACUUCAAUGCAAAUUAAUAGUAAUGAUAAGUCAUCCGAACCAGAGAAAUCAUUUCAAACUGAAAGUAAUAGCUUACCAAUGAUUGUUACACCAGAACCGAACAUAGCCGACAAUAUUAUGAUAACAAAUGAAAAUAUGCCAGAAGAUAAUAUUCUUCGAAGACGUUCACAAUUUAUUGUUGGAUCAAUUCAAACUUCAACAGCAGAAAAUGAUCAAGCAACUUCUAAGGAAAUAACUGUUGAAGCAGUACCAGAACAUGGACCCCGUCGUCGUCGUAGAAAGCGUGAUGUAUAUUAUCAACGUGAUACAAGUGAAAAUGAAAUCGAUACAGAAUUUAAUACAAAUCAAAUGGGUUCUCAAUCUAUGAAUGUAUAUAAACCAGAAAAUUCUAAUAUUGUUAUAAAUACAACACCUAAAUAUCCUUCAAUUAAGACAACAGUUCGUCCUUAUCGAGAUGCAACACGUGCUGUUCAAACAACAAUUUCAGAAAUUUCUGCUGUUAUACCAAAAUAUUUGAGAGCUUUUGAACGUCUCAUUAACGAAUUGAGAAUUAUUAGUAAUCAUGCAAUUCAUAAUAAUAAUAACAAAAAUAACAGUUACACAAACAACGUAAAUUUAGAUAAAAAUCCAUCACAAAAUUCACCAGCAACAUCAAAUUCACAAACAAAUCAACAUUAA
Messenger RNA from Condylostylus longicornis, 2833 nucleotides. RefSeq names its product proteoglycan 4-like. The transcript has 5 exons. NCBI's taxonomy places the organism in Eukaryota, Metazoa, Arthropoda, Insecta, Diptera, Dolichopodidae. The record is from RefSeq and is a predicted model, not a curated record. The coding region runs from base 119 to 2833 and encodes 904 amino acids.